CAUAUUUUUUGAAGUAGAUGGAGAACAAUAAUAGAUUUCAAAUAUGUUUUUCUUGAAAAGAAAAAGGAAGAAUUGUGUGUAUUUCUAUUCAGGCCCCUUGCUCUGACGCCCUUCAAUAAAAUCUAAUGCAACCACUUACCAUCAGAAAUUAGUAAACGAACAAAUGGCCACCCAGACAACCAGCAGUUUAAACCCAGUUUUACCCUCAUGCUCCCUCCCAGCUUUACUGACGUUGCAGGAAGUACGCAGGGCACCACGUUAUAUUCAGCUCUUGAAGGCUUAUAAAUUUCCGCCAACAGCUUUGAUUCCGCACACUGUCAAUCUUAAAAGUCGUUUAGAGUUUAAGGCUUCGAGUUUCAUUCUGAAUUCGGUCCUACACAGAAAAAUUAGGAGCCUGGUACAAAGCGAGGAUGUACGGAACAAGCAUUGGUCUGCAAACCCAAGGUGGUGGAAGUGUCAACCAAUUAGGAGGAAACUUUCUCAACGGCAGACCUCUACCAGAGUCCAAGAGAAUGAGGAUGAUUGAGCUGGCCUCCGAGGGAGUCCGCCCAAGUGAAAUAUCCAGAAUUCUCCGGGUAUCCAACGGGUGCGUCAGCAAGAUACUGUGCCGUUACAGGCGCACAGGGCUGGUGAAGCCCAAAUCCAUAGGAGGCAGCCGCCCUCGGCUUCUCACCCCCGGCGUCAUCUCCACAAUCAUCCAGUGCAAGAGGGAAACGCCAACUAUUUUUGCUUGGGAAAUACGAAAACGACUUGCAAGAAUUUGUAAAGCCGCAAAAAUUCCUAGUGUGUCAUCCAUAAAUAGGAUUCUGCGAGAAAUCCGCCCGGAUCAUGGAAUAAAGUGCAUGGAGGUCAAUGCUCCCUUCAGAGCUGAGCACGAUCAUUACUCUGUGGCUGCAGAAGUAAACAAGCAAGUGAUGAACUCUGAUGACCAGAAACCUGAAGGUGCCCGGCACAAGAACCGCACCUCUUUCACCCCGGAGCAGAGCAGAGCACUCGAGCAAGGUAAUCAUCCAGUUCAUCAUCCUGUGACAUUCUGCCGUGUUUACGCUCAGGAAGAUACACGCUCAUCUCUCUCGAACCAGAAUUUUCCCAGAGCCAGUACGCUGAUCUGUAUACAAGAGAGAAACUGUCAGCUGAAAUUAAACUUCCUGAGGACACCAUUAAGGUAUGGUUUUCAAACAGACGAGCUAAAUGGAGGAGGGAAACCAAACACAGAGGUAGAACAAAGAUUUCAGACCUGCAGCUGCAAAAAGACUGCCUUCUUUUAAAUCAAGCCCUCACACACAGCUUUACGUCUCAGGAAACGGACGCAUUAAGAAUAAACUGUCAAAACACCGCUUUCCUGCCCAGAGUCUCCAGGAAGCUACACAGUGGCUUCUUCUCUCAAACAGCAGCUGUUCCUCAGCAGCUGUGUGACACGUUGCCACAGACCGUCAAUAGGACUCCAGGGCAUUGCAACAGAGAUGCAGUCACUUUCCCACUGACUCAAGACAACGUGUACCCAAAGAACACUUUCCAGCUGGCCUCUGAGGACAUCAUAACCCACUCCCAUGUUUGCCAGCAGUGGAACAAGCAGAGCACAUCGUUUAUGUGGAGCCAGUUUCAAACAAAUGGGAACUUCCCGUCUCCCCAGGAUGUGCAUCAACCGGGUGGCAUGGUAUGAAAGUGAGAAUGGAUUUCUACCUCUGGUGAAUGAGUUUAGCAUGUAGAGUUAAAAAUGUAAUUCUAAUAGAUUUGAGUA
This is a messenger RNA of Gambusia affinis (western mosquitofish), 1741 nucleotides long. It is a transcript of the gene pax4, whose product is annotated as paired box 4. Lineage: Eukaryota; Metazoa; Chordata; Actinopteri; Cyprinodontiformes; Poeciliidae. The transcript has 9 exons. Gene Ontology annotation, biological process: regulation of transcription by RNA polymerase II; anatomical structure development. Bases 411 to 1268 code for a protein of 285 amino acids. Gene Ontology annotation, molecular function: RNA polymerase II cis-regulatory region sequence-specific DNA binding; DNA-binding transcription factor activity, RNA polymerase II-specific. The record is from RefSeq and is a predicted model, not a curated record.